CUUAGAAAUAAACUUGUACAUCCGUGUAUAGAUACAUUGAAAUGGUAUAGAGGGCCCUUAAUAAGUAGGUAUUUCCGUUCUUCCUCUUAGAGGGAGACAAAAAAAAUAGCUAUUGCAUUGUUUUUCUCUAUUCCGGAUAUGAUUAUUGAAAAUGUUUAUAGUUAAUCAGAGACUUAUCAGAUUUGGUUACUCUUUUGGACAUAGAAGUUGUGAGAAAUGUCUGCGGUGAAUGUAAUCGUUUUCUGCAGUGGAAUCCUAUUGAUACUUUCAGCCAAACAGAUUUCUACGGCCCAAUGUGAUAUCACCAAAGGAGAUUGCGUCGCAGAUUAUAAGAGGAAAUAUUGUAACAGUACUUGCUUCAGAAAACCUGGCAGUUGUAAAGGUCAUGAUGGAGUUGACUUGUUUGGUAAAAACCAGAAAUACCAAUGUCACUGUAAACACCUUAGUGACUGUCAGUUCCAAAUCCGUAGUAAAUGUAAAAAUGGAUGCUUACCUGGAUAUAAAAAGCCAUAUUGUCAAAAACGAACAUAUCAUGAAUUCAUAAAGAACGAGUCGAAGACGCAUUCCUAUUUAUUUUCCUCUGAUAACAAACAUGCAGUGAAACGCCUAAUAAGAAUAUUCUUCAGAAACACAUACAGAUUUAGUACUGUAGAAAUUUACAGUAAUUUUACAGAUUCAAAAAUGAACGUUAUCUAUCCACAAGGAAUGGAAUGCUAUCUAAAACCAAACACAAAUAGAACAAUUUGUACCGGUGACGUAAAGAGUUCUGUAUUGUAUAUUGUUGGGAAAGCUGGAGUUUAUCAUAUUAAGUUAUUUGGAUGUCCACCACAAUUGUAUGGUAAAGACUGUAUCAAUGAAUGUCAUUGUUCUCGAGCGGAAUAUUGUCACCAAAUUACUGGAAAGUGUAAACGUGGUGGCUGCGAAGAUGGAUGGUAUGGAGAGAAGUGUGACAAGCGAACAUACGUUAAUAUUGCUGAAGGUAAACAAACAAAUCAAUCAAGUACUUAUGGAGAGUCAGGAAAACGUGUUUUCUAUAAUGGAACAUGUAUUGACAGGAAUGAAGGCAUGACAUCCGACAAGGCGGUUGACGGCAAUUUUGAUCCUGGAGUCACACAUAAAUCAUGUGCACAUACUGAGAAGGAAAGAAACCCAUAUUGGCAAGUGACGUUUGAUAAGCCAUACAAGAUAUCUCAACUGAGAAUAUACACUCGAAAAGGAAACCGUGAGAGGCUGAGAGGAUUUAAAGUUUUUGUGGGAUCAUCACUUUGUUUCCAAAGUUACUAUAUUGGAUACAAUAACAGUGUCAUUUAUAUUAAAUGUAGAAAUCCACUCACUGCAAAUUCAGUCAGGAUAUCGUUAGAUGGAGGUUGGAGAAUGCUUACUCUUUGUGAAGUGGAAGUAUUACAAUGUGUUCCUGGAUUCUAUGGAGAUAUGUGUAAGGAACACAGUUGUGAACUCUGUGAAGGCGCUAAAUGUGAUGAAGUCACGGGACGCUGUGAGGAAGGUUGCAUCAUAGGAUAUUACGUGCCCCUUCGUUACCAGAAGUGUAAAGAAUGUCUCAGCGGUAAUUUUGGUCGCAAUUGCACAAAGUCCUGCCAUUGUUCCCAAAAAUGUAACCACAUAAAUGGAUCGUGUCCAGGUGACUGUCAUGCAGGAUACACCGGAUCCAACUGCCAAGAAGAAUGUAAAGAUGGUAGAUUUGGUAGCAAUUGUAGAGGGACAUGUCAUUGUAUAAACAACAAAAAGUGCGACAGAAGAAAUGGAAAAUGCUCAGAUGGAUGUUCUGCUGGAUAUAGAGGCACCUUUUGUCAACAAAAAUGUGAAGUUGGUAGAUUUGGUAGCAAUUGUACAGGAACAUGUCAUUGUAUAAACAAGAAAAAGUGCGACAGAAUAACUGGAAAAUGCUCAGAUGGAUGUUCUGCUGGAUAUACAGGAUCCUUUUGUCAAAAAAAAUGUCCCAUCGGUAAAUUUGGUCGCAAUUGCGCAAAGAAAUGUCAUUGUCACGCAACAUGUAAUCACAUAAAUGGAUCGUGUCCAGGUGACUGUAAUGCAGGAUACACCGAAUACAACUGCCAAGAAGAAUGUGAAGCUGGUAGAUUUGGUAAGAAUUGUAGAGGGACAUGUCAUUGUAUCGACAACGAAAACUGCGACAGAAUAACUGGAGAAUGCUCAGAUGGAUGUUCUGCUGGAUAUAAAGGCUACUAUUGUCAACAAAGUAUGAUACGAAACUAUAAUACAUUUCAUAAAAAUAUGUUUAAAUCUCUGUAUCUGAUUCUUACUUUAUCUCAUUAACGUGGUAAUUGAGACGGG
Molecule: messenger RNA, 2310 nt
Organism: Octopus sinensis (East Asian common octopus)
Lineage: Eukaryota; Metazoa; Mollusca; Cephalopoda; Octopoda; Octopodidae
Product: protein draper
Exons: 14
Coding region: 217-2292 (691 amino acids)
Source: RefSeq, a predicted model, not a curated record